Uranotaenia lowii is the source of this 1239-nucleotide messenger RNA. RefSeq names its product gustatory receptor for sugar taste 64a-like. Lineage: Eukaryota; Metazoa; Arthropoda; Insecta; Diptera; Culicidae. Gene Ontology annotation, molecular function: sweet taste receptor activity. The record is from RefSeq and is a predicted model, not a curated record. Gene Ontology annotation, cellular component: membrane. Bases 1 to 1239 code for a protein of 412 amino acids. Gene Ontology annotation, biological process: detection of chemical stimulus involved in sensory perception of taste; sensory perception of sweet taste. The transcript has 5 exons.
AUGUCCUGGAGAACAUUCAACACGACCAUGGUUCCCGCUUUCGUUUCUUUCCAAAUGUUUGGAUUUUUUCCGGUAACGGGAAUCUUGGGCAGCAAAACCAGCAUCGAUUUGAGGUUCCGGUGGUGGCAUCCGAAAACACUGUUCUCGGUGCUUAUAGCCUUGCUUGGGAUGCUGAUGUGUUACGUCGAAUAUCGACGAGUGGAUCGUACCGGAGUUAACGCGGGCAACCUCAUUGGUGUGGUAUUCUAUGCCGAUACCGUGGUUUGUAUGGCGUUGAUGUUAAAACUCGCUCGAAAAUGGCGUUCAUUCGCCCUUAUGUGGGAUCAAUAUGAACUUUCGAACAGUAACGAUGGAAAUUUUCCCAGGAUUAAGAUAAUUACAGCCGCUCGGUGGUUUACCAUAAUUUUUGUUGUCGUUGGAUUGAUUGAGCACUUUUUAUCGAAAAUCAAUGGUUACGUUUCCUAUUACGAGGAAGCAGCCUAUUGCAACUGGAGCGUGGAAAAUUUUCCCAAAUAUUUUGCAAGUCGCCGAUUCGGAUUCCUGUUCAAACACAUUCGCUACAAUCUUUUCCUGCUGCUAUUUUUCGAGUAUUGCAAUGUGGCACUGACGCUCACCUGGACUGGUAUGGAUUUGACAAUCGUGCUAGUGAGUUUUGUGAUUUCGUGCAACUUUCAUUGGAUCAAUUCGAAGUUGAGUCCGUUCAAAGAUGGUUUUUCCAUCGCAAGGGAGGGUUUUUGGAUCGAAAUUCGGGAACAGUACGUACAAGUUUGCUGCUUGGUCAACAAAGCCAGUGAACUGCUGGCCCCCAUGAUCAUUCAUUCAUGUGCUACCAACAUAUAUUUGAUUUGCUAUGCAUUUCUCACGUUUACAUGGGCUGAAACCGGAACCUUAACACUGGUUAACCAUUGGUUCAGCUUGUUCUUUAUGAUUGGUAAAACGGUCCUGAUGUUCUACAGUGCCUCAAUGGUGAAUGAAACAUCAAAAUAUCCGCUGAAGACGUGCACAGCUGUUCCAAAUAUUGGUUGGUGUAUCGAGCUUGAUCGUUUCGUCAAUCAACUGAGGACACAUCGCGUGGCUCUAUCAGCGAUGGGGUUUUUCGAUCUUACUAAACGAACUAUGUUGGCAUUGGCUGGAACAGUUAUCACCUAUGAAUUGGUAAUGCUGAAUUUUGCCAAAGACACGGCGCAUGUAGGCAAUGUUAUACCAUGUUCCAGAUUGGCUUUCUCCAGAGAUGAUUGA